AUUCCAUAGCUCCCUGUGUUCCAAUCACCCUGAUCGCAUCGUCGACUAUUCAUUACAAUAAACAUGCAAGGACAGGAUCCCUCGACUACUUGUCCUAGAGUAUGGAAGGCCUGGGGGUGUAACACAAUGAGGGUUUAGAAGGAUAAUCGGAAUGCUAUGCGCAGCUAUGUUCAUUCACUUGCAAUGCAUACUUUCUUUCGUGCACAUGCAUUUAAAGACGAUCAUGAAGUCCUCGUGUCUCGGCGCCUGUGUAAAGUGCCUCCACGCGCAAUUCAUCUGCCUUUUUGGCCCCAGCUGGAAGGCAAUCCACUAGCCACUGUUCGCUUCACCAGAAUUCUCCUAGUUCCUAGGCCCUAGGGUGCGGUGUGUCUAUACACGAAACAGAUUGAAGAACCGCCGACGAGCUACGUGUUUACUAUACCAAGAGAUUGUCGUACUUAUUCCAAAAAAGAGCUGGUGGGCAAGUGUUGCAGGUAAGUACGAGUGCAUAGGAAUGGGCCUGCGAUACAUCGAUGAAAUCCACUGCUCCAAGCGUUUGACCCGCUUGCCGAGAGUGCCGAAAUUGAAAUUCCGAGUCUUGGUCAUCACGAAGGAUGUUUGUCAUUGAAUCGUCGUCCAGAUCGUCCACUUUGUUGAGUCUUGUUUUCUUGCAUUUUGGAGCCAUUGUCACUUGUUUGCACUCAGAUACGCAAAGACAUAGGCUACGGACAAAUCUUAAUCACCGUUGACCAUGGGACAUAAGGAGUAUACGGCGCCUUACAGACUGCGUUCACGUCUCAACGAUUAAUAUUGUGGUCGGGCAAAACACUAUGGUCUUAGCGUCUAAGAAAACGUGGAGCCCUGUGCAUCUUCAAUCGUUGUCCUACGUACUCGGCGAGUACCGUAGUGCGCCUAUGGUACUCGCCACAAAACACGUUGCAGUCGUCACGAGAAAAGAGGAUAGACGGCGGUCGAUAACAGCCUCCGAUUCAUACUGACUCAUGGUGGUUUCCGUAUAUAUGGGUGGCCUGUUUGCAUGGCAGUUCUAUAUCACUUAAACGAGCUCGCUUGAGUCAAAUUGGCUAUAAACAACCCAUCUGCAAGCACGCUGAUUCCUUCAUUGGCCAUGUCUCAACCCAUUGAUUCUACUGCAACCGAAAUCAAUAUCGUCAUCAACCAUACCCUUGCCGAUGAGGAUAACGUCCAAGAGGGCACAAGCACCAUGUCAGACGUCGUUGACUCCGAGAGCUCCGACACAUCCUUCUCGCGAGGGUCCACUCCGGACUCGCUGAGCGAGGAAGUUCCGUCUGCGACCGACGGAAGUGCCGAGGCAUUUAUAGGUGGCGAGUGCACAAAUACAAGUGCAUUGCCUGUUCCACUGUUCAGGCCUAAAGGAAAAGCUACCUUGCCAACCACAAACAAGCCCACCAAGCCCAACAAGCCCAACAAGCCCAACAAGCCCACCAAACCCACCAAGCCCAAGAACGGAAGCACGUAGAUGCCGGUUGAAGGCUGUCUGUCAAGUAGCGCAGCCCUGCUCUGAACCAGUUCUGGUUCUAUGCGUAAAUGAUCAUUUUCUCGUCUCAUCGUCUUCAUAAUCCUGAAAGC
Fomitiporia mediterranea MF3/22 is the source of this 1587-nucleotide messenger RNA. RefSeq lists its product as uncharacterized. The transcript has 5 exons. Bases 1106 to 1477 code for a protein of 123 amino acids. Lineage: Eukaryota; Fungi; Basidiomycota; Agaricomycetes; Hymenochaetales; Hymenochaetaceae. The record is from RefSeq and is a predicted model, not a curated record.